This is a messenger RNA of Arabidopsis lyrata subsp. lyrata, 1037 nucleotides long. Its product is annotated as E3 SUMO-protein ligase MMS21. The coding region runs from base 93 to 839 and encodes 248 amino acids. The transcript has 7 exons. Gene Ontology annotation, molecular function: zinc ion binding; SUMO ligase activity. Gene Ontology annotation, cellular component: Smc5-Smc6 complex; nucleus. NCBI's taxonomy places the organism in Eukaryota, Viridiplantae, Streptophyta, Magnoliopsida, Brassicales, Brassicaceae. Gene Ontology annotation, biological process: protein sumoylation; double-strand break repair via homologous recombination. The record is from RefSeq and is a predicted model, not a curated record.
UAAUAUCUCAGGGAUUUCACUCUUUCCGUCUUCUAAUUCUCCCUCCAAAACAAAACCUCGGAAGGGAAAAUUGGAGCGAAGGACCGAUAAAUAUGGCGUCGGCGUCCUCGUCUGACGGAGUUGCCGGAAGGAUUCAGAACGCUUCGUUGGUUCUUGUGUCCGAUAACAGUUCCACGCUUGCUGAUAUCCGAAAAGCUGUGGCAAUGAUGAAGAACAUUGCUGUUCAAUUGGAGAAAGAAAAUCAAACUGACAAGGUUAAGGAUCUUGAAAAUUCUGUGGCUGAGCUAUUGGAUUUGUAUAGUGAUUGUAAUCACCGUUCGUCAGCAAUUCAAUCCGUGGCAAAUGGGUACCAACCCGGGGAACAGUUAACGGACUUUAAAAAGUUGCUUGAUGAUGAAUUCACAAAACUCAAGGCUACACCUUCUGUGCCGCAAAAUGAGCAUUUGAUGCGCCAGUUCAGGGAAGCAGUUUGGAACGUUCAUCAUGCAGGUGAACCAAUGCCUGGUGACGAUGAAGAGGACAUUGUCAUGACCAGUACUCAGUGCCCUCUACUAAACAUGACGUGUCCCUUGAGCGGGAAGCCUGUCACUGAACUAGCAGAUCCAGUUCGCAGUAUGGAUUGCAGGCACGUCUAUGAAAAAGCUGUAAUCCUGCAUUACAUAGUCAACAAUCCAAAUGGGAAUUGUCCUGUAGCAGGAUGCCGAGGUAAACUGCAGAACAGCAAAGUGAUUUGUGAUGCAAUGUUGAAGUUUGAAAUCGAGGAGAUGCGCUCGUUGAACAAACAAUCUAAUAGGGCUGAAGUGAUUGAAGACUUCACAGAAGAUCUCGACGAAGAUUAGAGAUCAAACAUAUCUUAGACAGGGUUUUUGGCGCUGCAACGAAACAAGUUGAAGCCAUAUGUUGCUUAACUUUUGCUCUUCUUAGUCCAUUCGUUAUGUUUAUCAAACGUGAAGUCUGAUACCAAUUGUUUCCACUUUUGGAUGUAAAUAGUCAAUAUCUCUUUUUCGAUUCUGAAUUCAACUGCUCGUUUUGGCCAA